GGCAACAACAAAGAGUCACGGCAACUGAGUGAUAGUCAGGGAGGGUGCAGAGCUGUGUGUGGACUGUGUGUUUUGUGCAGGAACAGAACUGUGUUUGUUGUAAUUGGGCUACAUAAGAGGCAGAUGUAACGUUGGGAAGAUUGUGGUUCUCUAUAGCUGCUUUUUGUUUUUUUAAUUUAUAUAAUUUCACAAAGAUGAGCUCCCCUUCGGGGGUACUGUUGGUCCCACAUGGCAAAAAUGUGUUGCUGUUUAGAAACGGUGACCAUUUUCACAAUGGGCGCCGGAUGGUUGUCAAUGAAAAGCAAUUUGUGACAUUUGAGUCUUUCUUAAAUGAGGCGACUACUUGCAUCCAAGCAUCAACCGCUGUACGCAACAUCUACACUCCACGCAAUGGUCACCGUGUGACACAGCUCAAUGACCUGCAUAAUAAGGGGCAGUAUGUGGCUGCGGGCACUGAAAGAUUCAGGCAUCUCGAUUACCUUCAUAUUAAUGUCAAGCAACCUGUGGCUGCUAAAGUUAAAGACAUCCAACAGGUUUCUCACAAGCCAAAAGUCGCUGGCCAUUGGAGGGAGGAAUCCCGCCUUCCUUGUAUCAUUCAUGUUUUCCGUAAUGGAGAUCUAAUGACCCCACCUGUCAGGGUUGUUAUACCCCUAAGCAUCCAGAAAGAGUGGGAGCUGGUCCUAACCCUGCUGACUGAAAAGGCCCAUCUCUACAGUGGAGCUGUUAGAAAGUUGUGCACUCUAGAUGGAGUCUCUAUCUCAUGUGGAGCAGAGCUGGUGUCUGGUGAAUAUUAUGUUGCUGUUGGGUCAGAGAAAUAUAAAUGCCUCCCAUAUGAAGAACUCCUCACUCCACCUGGAAGAAACAAGAAUCGCCCUGGUGUAAAGCGCAGGAUUCCAAAAGUUACGGCUGGUAAAGUAUAUAGUGUUUCACAAGAUGGAGUCAGUGACUCUGCUCUUAAUGAGUCUCCAACUCAAGUUGACAGUCGCAGGGUUCAUUCCACAGGUACAGCUCUGAAUUUGUCUAGUGCCAAACAGCCAGCCAGAGAAGAGGAUUCUGUCUUCUAUGCCAAGCCAGUCAGGGUACGUCCAACCCGCAAACAUAGGCCCAACCAGGAAGACACCAGAGAAGAAAGGGGCGUAUUUAAAGUCAAAGAAACUCGACAUGAGCUAGAUGGUGCCCAGGAAGUGAAAGAGGAUGCAUAUACACGUGUAGAGGUCCCAGUGGAUCAGAGAGAAGCGGAGAUUGUGCAGGAGUAACAUUUUCAUAUGAGGACUGAAGACUGGGACAUUUAUUGUCUCCACUAUACAAGCACAAGGAUGAUGUACCACAAAGAGUUCUUAAAAUGAUUCCAACCUAUGUUUCUUUACUCGUAUGGCUUUUUAUGAAAACCCCUCACCUACAUACAAGUAUUUCCAUGAAUACUACUACUACUACGCUUCUAUAUUUCUAUUUUUCCAUCCUAUACAAUCUGGCCACAAACAGCAAUCUUCUCAGCGCUUAUAUUACAACUAGAACAAAGUGGCCCAGGAUGCUGCAUGUAGGGGGAUCCAGUUGAGCAAGAUGAAAUGUGAAAGAGUUAAGAUGCAUACACACGGUGAGAUCCUUGCUAUGCCUGAUUUUGACUAUGCAAUUUCCCUUGAACUCCCUCAGAGCCCAGAUUUUGACUGUCUGUACUUACGAUUUUGACUAAGUGCCAAUUUAGACUAUACUUUGUACUAGAUAGUACACUAGAUAGUCAAGAUAGACUGUGCAGACAAGUCAAUCUAGCCUUGUGAUACCUACCCUACGGUAGUGCGCAUCACACCAUGCGAUAUCCACUAACUUUCCUUGCGAUUUUGACUAUAUCGUCAAAAUAGAAAGGAUAUAUCUCACCGUGUGUACACACCUUAAGAUCUGUACUGAUUUUAGUUCCGCCUGGCUGGAAAUGCAGUAAUCUAGUAACCAUAAUAGCUAAGAGUGUGUUUGGUCGGCACCUGGCAACAAUAAUUGGGCCCAAUGGAAUCAUUUAAAUGGUUGAAUGAUAAUGUCAAACUUCCAGACCUAAAUUAUGGGCAACUAAGUAUUUUUGAUAAUAUACAUAUGUGACCUCAUAAUACUUUAUGUAGAUAUUGCUGUGACAGGCACUAGACUGACUGUCCAGCUUCAUCUACCCUAUAUGGUCCAGAAAUCCUCAAUAUUACAUUGACCUUUUGACUGCAUUCCGAAGUGGUACAUUUUGAACGUGUGUUAUAAAAAAUAAAAAUUGCCAAAGUA
This is a messenger RNA of Pseudophryne corroboree (corroboree frog), 2253 nucleotides long. RefSeq names its product doublecortin domain containing 2B (gene DCDC2B). The record is from RefSeq and is a predicted model, not a curated record. NCBI's taxonomy places the organism in Eukaryota, Metazoa, Chordata, Amphibia, Anura, Myobatrachidae. Gene Ontology annotation, cellular component: microtubule; microtubule organizing center. Gene Ontology annotation, biological process: intracellular signal transduction. The transcript has 10 exons. Bases 195 to 1256 code for a protein of 353 amino acids.